Molecule: messenger RNA, 2107 nt
Organism: Gastrolobium bilobum
Lineage: Eukaryota; Viridiplantae; Streptophyta; Magnoliopsida; Fabales; Fabaceae
Exons: 8
Coding region: 179-1699 (506 amino acids)
Molecular function (GO): zinc ion binding
Source: RefSeq, a predicted model, not a curated record
CCUGUCUUCAUGGUGCCACUUCUCUCUAAGACUUACUAUAUUCUCUCUGAGCUUCUUUCCACGAAAUUUCCAGCAUCAAUGAUCAGGGGAAGGUGUCAUCUUCCUUUUCUGCAAAAUAAACACUUGUUUGAAUUUCCAUUCUGUUGUUUUUCUCUUUGGUUUGGUGGUGGGUUUCCCAAUGAACAUGGCAACUGAAGAUGAAGGAUUUUCCAAGGAUGAUAACCAAGGCGCUGGAACCAUUGAAAAUAGAACUCAUGUCCCAAUUCAAAAGGGUCUAGAGUCAUCUGAAAUAACUGAUGAAGUCUCAAGUGGUCAACAUGGAACAAGGCAAAACCUUAUCUUGGAGAUACCCUCAAGAACUCAGGAGGAAGCAAGAGAAGAUUUUUUGAGAAUAAACAUGCCUCCAACUCCACCUCCAAGAAGAGUGAUUUUUUCUCCCAGUCCAAGCCCUGGUUUAUCCAUAAGCAAUGGAUCCCCCUCCUCAUCAAAAAGUAGAUCAACUAUUAAAACCCUUCUUCCCAAACUCAGUUUUAAAACUCGGAGCACAAGUUCAGAUAUUGAAAAGGAUGCCUUCUUAGCUCUUGAAGGUUCAUCCACAGUGGCACCAAAAAAGCCUCUUCUUUCAAGGACAUUAUCUCUUAUCACACCUAGAGGGAAGAAAACUUCAUCCUUACCUGUAAGCCCAAAUGCUCAUUCAAAUCCAGGGUCUGUACAUGGAGGGAACAUGGCUUCUCCAGCAACAGUUGUUGAGAAAGGACCGCGAUUACCAAUUCAUCGUUCCCGUUCAGUUCCUGAGCUUACCAAAGAAGGUAACACACCUGUAGGUGGCAUGUUUCGUAUAGUUCUGACCACACCAAGAUUGGAUGAGAAAGUUGCCACAACAACAUCUACGGCAUCUCCAACUGAUGAUAAAGUUGAAAAUGAGGAUGGUGGUGAAGAUAUUCCUGAAGAAGAAGCUGUCUGUAGAAUUUGUAUGAUUGAAUUGGGAGAAGGAGCUGAUACUCUUAAAUUGGAGUGCCACUGCAAAGGUGAGCUUUCACUGGCACACCAAGAAUGUGCAGUUAAAUGGUUCAGCAUUAAAGGUAAUAGAACAUGUGAUGUGUGCAAGCAAGAAGUUCAGAACCUACCUGUCACUCUUCUACGAGUUCAAUCUGUCCAGGCACAAAACUUGCUUGGGAGCCGAGAACUAAUGCAAAACUUCUACAGGGUUUGGCAGGAUGCUCCGGUUCUUGUCAUUGCCAACAUGGUGGCUUACUUUUGUUUUCUUGAGCAGCUACUUAUUAAAAGUAUGGGAUCUAGUGCUGUUUCCACAUCUCUCCCAUUGUCUUGUAUACUGGGUCUUCUUGCAAGCGUAACAGCUACAACAAUGGUUAGGAGAAAUCUUGUUUGGGUUUAUGCAACUGUUCAGUUUGGUCUGGUGGUUCUCGCUGCACAUCUUUUCUACUCAUUGACUAGUAUGCAAGUUGUUCUGGCUAUUCUACUGGCUACGUUUACUGGGUUUGGAGCUGUAAUGUGUGGAGCUUCUAUUGUUAUUGAGAUUUUCAAUUUGAGGAGAAGAUGGCUUGUUCAGUUGAAUCAGCAACAACGUUCGCAGGAGGUGGUACCACCUGAUCAACCAUCUGCAGCCACUCAUCAAGCUCAGAUUGAUUCUCAACUUCCUGAAAGUAAUUUGAGAGAUUCUCCUGCGCAAAAUAGCUGAUAGAAUAUAUUUUCAUAUUAUUUUCUUGAACGCUGGCAUCAUAAAGGUGUCUCGGGCUGUACAUAAAGUAGAUAUGGACAUGUUUGAGCACAUUACACGAUGGGUUUGAUGAAUCUCAAGUUAUAGCACAUGAAAUUACAUCGUAUACAUAUAAAAGUAUAUGAGAUUCAUGUGGGGCCAUGUGAAGAAAAGAAAGAGAAAAAAAAUAUGAACUUUUCAUACUUUUAUAUGUCUGUAGGAGAUAAUUUUAUCUCCUACAACAUGAGAAACCCUUACAUUACACUAUUGUUCUCCUUUCUCCUUUCUAAUGCCAUGGCAUAUAUACACUUAAGAUUGAAUAAUUGUGUGUCUAAUACGAGCACACAUGGAAUAUAUAUAUAUAUAUAUACAUAUAUAUAUAUAUAUUAA